AUGCCUUCCCAACUUUCUCAACUCGUCUCUCUCAUCGCAAAUGCCACCAAAUUCGUGGAGGACACGUUCGCAAAGACGACCGAACCCAAUAUUCCUUCAUUGGACGAUACCGCUCCCCAUCCCUUAGACGAUCAGGUAUCAUCUAUGGAGAUGAAAGAAGCCAUCCAGACGAUAGAGGGCGCAUGCGCACAGCUCUGUGCUCUUGUCGCUCGCCCUAAUCAUACUAUGCUCAACAGAUUCUUUGGCAUAUUUGAACCAGCGUGUAUCCGUGUUGUCGUGAAUUUCAACAUCGCUGACCACCUCCUCGACAAGCCAGAGGGCCUUCACAUCUCCGAUCUCGGUGCACUAUCAGAUGUAGAACCUCAGAAGUUGGGUAGAAUUAUGCGGCUUCUUGCAAGCAAACAUUGCUUCCGUGAAGUCAAACGAGAUGUUUUUGCGAACAACCGCCUUAGCAUGAUGCUCUUAAGCGCAAAUGGGUUGUCAUCUUCUGCUGAUUUUGUUACAGACGAAGCGAACAAAGCAGCAUCUAUGCUCACCGAAACCCUGAAGGACCCAGAGUGGGGGCAUUCCUGUUCUCCUCUUCACGCACCUUUCAAUUCCUGGAGCAAGUACCCUGGGUCUAUGUUCUCAUGGUAUGAAGCUGCGGGAGCCGAUAUUGCAGCGGCGAAAGGUGCUCGCUUCGGGAUGGCAAUGAAAGCCUGGGAUGAUUCCACUGAACUAUGGACUGUCGUCAAUGCAUUCCGGUGGGACUCUUUGCGUAAAGGUGCCACUGUAUGUGAUGUCGGAGGAGGAACCGGCGUCACCUCCAUACAGUUGGCGAACGUGUAUCCUGAUCUUCGCAUCGUGCUUCAAGAUUUACCUGCACCGAUUGAACUGGCGAAGAAUGAAAUUUGGCCAAAGUCAUGCCCGGCUGCUAUUGAACAUGGGCGCGUUGAAUUCAAAGCUUUCGAUUUCCUCGCGGAAUCGCCGGUUAAGGGCUGUGAUGUAUACUUUGUGAAAAAUAUUUUGCAUAACUGGCCGGACAAGGAAUGCAAAAAGAUUCUGCAAGGUGUGGGGAGCGUUAUGUCGACCGAUAGUCGUUUAUUAAUCUGCGACUACAUCAUUCAGCACGCCAAUAGAGACAAGACCACUUCAAACCUGAUAGGUUUCAAGCCGGCACCAGAGCCGCUGUUACCAAACUAUGGUGCCGGCUCCAUGACCCAGUACAAUAUAGACCUAGAAAUGAUGUGUGUGUGCAACAGUCAAGAACGCACUUUGGACCAUUUUGUUGAACUGGGCAAAGAGGCUGGAUUACAGUUUGUGCGUGUAUGGGACGCGAGGGAGGCUAGCAUCUUCGAGUUUUGUUUGGAAUGAAAGCCUUAUAGUCGUGGGUCUGCCAGAAGGAUACGUUAAUUGAGUGACAUUACGGGUAUUUCAGACUUUUCAAAUAUGCAUGUAUGAACCUCAAGUCUCUGAUCAGAGUCGAUUUGCCUACCCGAUUGAACAAUGCUAAUGAGCGUAGGUAGAAGCACCUACUUCCAAGAUGCGAAUAGACUGUCGAAGGCAUGUUCAACAUCGAGAAGUCGUCAGAGGCAGUUCCGCCAUCCAAGAUCAGAUAUAAGAAGCCAAUCCAAUAGAGUAUCGGAUCGCUCGUCGGCAACAAAAGCGCGUAUUUGUUUCG
This is a messenger RNA of Desarmillaria tabescens, 1660 nucleotides long. Its product is annotated as S-adenosyl-L-methionine-dependent methyltransferase. The record is from RefSeq and is a predicted model, not a curated record. The transcript is spliced from 11 exons. Bases 1 to 1353 code for a protein of 450 amino acids. NCBI's taxonomy places the organism in Eukaryota, Fungi, Basidiomycota, Agaricomycetes, Agaricales, Physalacriaceae. Gene Ontology annotation, molecular function: O-methyltransferase activity.